GUGUGCGGCGAAUCUAGUGCACUGUUUCUUUAAGAGCUCCGUCAGUCACGUGACAGUUCAACAUGGCGUUACACUGGAGGAGUUUGUUGCGCUUUCGCUCAACAACACGGCCGCUGAUCAUCUUCACCUUCUGCCUGACUGUCAUUCACAGCCUGGGGAAUGAUGUGGACAACUGUGAUAAACUGCAACUGGGACAGUAUAUGUGUAAAGAACCCAAAAUAGAUGAUGCAACUCAAGAACCAGAAAACUGCAAGGACCGGUUGGCUUGGGUGGAAUGUCUACCUGCUCCAAACAUCAGCUGUCGGCUGUCAAAUGGAACACAGUUCAAAUUCAGCGGUGAAGAGGUCGGGUUCAACAAAAGCAUCCCGUGUCGAAAUGUGAGCGGUUACUCAUACAAAGUAGCUGUUGCGCUGUCACUCUUCCUGGGAUGGAUUGGGGCCGAUCGGUUUUACUUGGGAUAUCCAGCCUUGGGUAAAAAAAAAAGCCUGUUGAAAUUCUGCACUGUGGGGUUCUGUGGAAUUGGAAGCUUAGUGGACUUCAUGUUGAUAUCCAUGCAGAUCGUGGGUCCAUCAGAUGGGUCAGAUUACAUUGUGGACUACUACGGGGCACGCCUCACCCGUCUUUCGAUAACAAACGAGACCUACAGAAGAACGCAGCUCUCUCCGUGAAGACACCAGGUGGAUCCCAAUUGAGAUGACCUACCAAAUGUAAAGGAUCGUGUUAUGUAAAUCCCAUCUUUUCUUUGGAUAUGCCUUUGCCGUUUCCAAACACAAAGACACAUGGACAUGCCAAACUACGCUCUGGGAAAGACUAGCCCAUGUCUGGAGUUUGCAAACAUGGCUCAUGCAUGUGCUGAGAUAGCGCUGGUCCCUCUCUCCAAAUUCUUCUCGUAUCCUCGAGAAGCUGUUUUUUCCACUGGGCCACUCAUGUCCUCUAUCACUCUCUCUCUCUCCAUCUCUCCAUCAAUCAGUCUCUUCCUUUGAGUCAUGCUUGGAAUGUCAUCCAUCUUUUGUUUCUUUUCAUUCCUGUCCUCACUAGCUUCAUAUUGUUGGACAUUGUGUGAUGUUUUGAUGUUAUUUAAACACUGUAAAUAAAGUUUUAUUAUCAUAUUCUGCGCUG
This is a messenger RNA of Sinocyclocheilus rhinocerous, 1119 nucleotides long. Its product is annotated as TM2 domain-containing protein 1. NCBI's taxonomy places the organism in Eukaryota, Metazoa, Chordata, Actinopteri, Cypriniformes, Cyprinidae. The transcript has 7 exons. The record is from RefSeq and is a predicted model, not a curated record. Bases 63 to 668 code for a protein of 201 amino acids.